CUGUCACAUUUUGACCAAUUUAGACCAAACUAACAAAUGUUAAAAACUAAGAGGCGUAAAACUCUCUUCGCAGAUGCAAGUUGCAAUUUUGACAUCUGGUAUUGUGGCUGGGAAAAUGGGCCUGGAAGCCAGGACUUUACAUGGACUAGGAAAUUUGGUCCAACUCCAUCACGUGACACGGGACCGUCACGGGAUCACACCUCAGGGGCCGGACUGUACUUCUACAUAGAAGCAUCAGGACGAAGCAGGGGAGAAACUGCUAGACUCGUGUCACCAUACAUACAAAGCAACGGAAACGCCACGUGCAUGGUUUUCUACUAUCAUCUCUAUGGACAUUCAAUUGGUAGCCUCAGAGUAAAGGUUGGAGAUCAGGUUUUGUGGCAGCUGUCAGGCAACCAAGGAAACAGUUGGUACAAAGCGACGGUGCCCCUUUAUUUUGAUGGCACGUAUAAGGUAACGUUUGAAGGUGUUGUUGGUAGUACUGCAUUCAGUGAUAUCGCUAUCGAUGACGUCGAGUUUCAGGAAAACACAAAGUGUACAACAACGGCUGAAACGUUAGGUAAGACCACCAACAAUUAUGAAAUCUUGAUCUCUGGCGUACUUUUCAAUAAUCAUAACAAUACUCUUAUCUUUCAAUGUUGCAGCACCUAUCAACUUUAAUAUGUCAAUAUAACUCACCUAACCCACAGAUAUUAUUUUUUGGCUGCAU
This is a messenger RNA of Orbicella faveolata, 709 nucleotides long. RefSeq lists its product as uncharacterized. Gene Ontology annotation, biological process: proteolysis. Gene Ontology annotation, cellular component: membrane. NCBI's taxonomy places the organism in Eukaryota, Metazoa, Cnidaria, Anthozoa, Scleractinia, Merulinidae. The record is from RefSeq and is a predicted model, not a curated record. Gene Ontology annotation, molecular function: serine-type endopeptidase activity.